AUGGGUGAAAUUGACGUUACAACAAUUGGUUUGACCACUACUUUUGCCACAACAACAGAAGCAUCGUUGGUAGUCACAGCAAUUUCUUGCAAGUCCUUCGCAGGAAAUGCUGGUCAGUCCUGCUCUUCAUUGCCUGGCAUCAUCGAUUUGAACCGAAUUUUGAAAACCGAUAACAAUUUAAAUGCUUGCGCUUACUCGUUGUUACAGUAUGCUUGCGCAGAUGUGGAAGCAGUCAAACCAGAAACCAUUGUGUCCAUCUUGAAAUGCUACAUCACAAAUCCUGACGCUGUAAUUACCCAAGACGCCUUGUCGCUGUUCAUCUCCAAGAUACCUCUGGACACACUCAAGGUUGUGCUGAAUGAAAUUGGCGCCCAGGUCCAGGCAUCCAACAUAACUCCCAGCGCCAAGGGGUAUGUAUUAAAUGCAGUUUGGGAGAGCCUCAGGAGCAGUUCCUCUCAACUGGCCCCGGGCUUCUUAGCUUCCUGGUUCCAGGAACGAUUAUACCCUUUCCUUCCUGCUAUCAACGUUGACAUCUUGGACUGUAUGACCCAGCUUCCCCUGACAUGUGAUGGAUUCGAAGCAGUGGUCGAAGCUUUGGACAUGGUUUAUGUAAACUUUGACAACCACACCAGACAAGAGAUUGGAAACUGGAUUUCACGAUUUAUCCGGGCCAACUCCUGCAGAAAGUCCUCUGUAUCUGAAUGGAUUACAACCUACUUCAGACGAUUCAAAAAUGACGUGAACUACGUAGUUUAUCAAACAGCCUGGCACGAUAUAGAUUUGAGCUCAGCGUUGGACGUGGCCACGUCCUUCCAAGUGGCUGACUAUGUCAUCGGCUCCAAUGCGUUCAGCAGUGUACAAAGUUCAUCAGCUAUUAUUGAGUUCCUGAAUAAAAAGGACAUUUUUUACAUUGUGGACUUUCUGGACAGCUUCUCGCAGUUGUCUGGGUCCUCCUCUGCCUCCUAUCAGCAAGACGUGCUCUUCUCCCUGCUGCAAAUCACACUUUUCAAGCUAAACAAAACCGAUGAAUUAGAGUGCAAGCCAUGGCUGGACGAAAUCUUCCAAGUAAAGAUUAAGUUCCUUUUGAGAGCUAUUAACGAGAGCGCCCUCCAACUCAUCCCCAACGUGGACUGCAAUGACUUCCACAACAUAUUCGGAGGUGUGGAUCUUGUGUAUGACGACUUAAGUGCAGAGAGCCGACUGGCUGUAUUUAAGUUUAAGCAGGAAUUUUUGAAGAAGGAAGUUCUAAAAGCAGGAUCGGGAUGUACCUAUGGCUUAUCCAACCAGCAGUGGCUUAAGGCUAGUUUUGGACCUUUUAUCAGCUAUCUUACCUACAGUGAAAUACUCUAUCUGAAUCCUUCCUUCGAUGGAUUUGAUGCCCUAUCACUUUUAACCGUGAACCAGACACUGGAGCUUAUUAUACACUCAAAGUUCCUGGUCACCGUAGAAAGCUAUGCAGAGUUAGAGUUCCGAGUCGCUGCCUUUGUCGAAUACAUCCGGAUUAAAGGAUUCGUGGAGUUGCGAGAAUUCUUGAUACAAUUUAGAAGUUUACUUAUUCAGUACAAUAUAGUUUCCAUCGCCAAUGAACGUGUCAGCUGUUCACUCUUCGAGGUUAUCUGGGAAAUAUUGAUCAGCCAGUACCCUCAAUUUACCCUCGAUGACUGGCACAAAUGGUUCAAUGAAUACCUGCCCAUCUUCCUACCGUGCAUUAAGAAGAAACAUCUUGAUGGACUAUCCAUUGGAGUGGUUAAAGAUUGCGCAAGAUUACAAACAGUCGUUCAAGGUUUUGAUUCUAGCUUUGACUACCUGAGCGUAAGCACCAAGAAUGACAUCACUUUAUGGAUAUCAGAUUUUCUCAGGGUCACACAAUGUAAUAGUUCUGAUUGGCUGAACAUAAACUUCAGACGAUUUAAGACAUUCGUCAACAUUUCCGUCAUAAUUGAAAUUAAUAAAGAAUUUGAUCUGCUUGAGUCCCUCGAGGAAUUCAGCGCCAGCCAAAUUGGAGAGAUUGUGGUCUACGAAGAGUCCGCUCGGACUAACGUUGAAGUCAUUGAAUCCAUCUUUGAUGUCCUUGUGAAUGUCUCGGCAGAGAAAGUAGAAGAAAACUUGGGCUUUUUCUGGGAUAGGCUGAAUGUAGUCUACGCAGAGACAAUAACCUUCACAGAAGAGGUGAAGUACACAAUGUUGGAACGGACCACCGUAGAACUGCAGGAAUCUUACUUAUCCUUUACGGCAGAAAAGUACACCCUUUGGUUUGAAGAAAGACUCGAACUUGUGAUCAGCACCAUCAAUUACAGUAUUUUAUCUCAAAUACCUCUUGAAAUUGGCUGUUCGCAAUUCAAAGCUGUGGUUACUUCUGUCAAUAAAAAAUACGACGAUGUCGUGGAAGGAAACAAGGAAGGCAUCUUUGACUAUUUCCAAAGCUACCUAAAAAAAGGCACAUGUAAAUAUGAACAAGAGACCUCCAAGACUUUUAUUUUAAAUUUCCUCGCAAGUUUUUCAUACUUUGCUUCCUUUGAAGAAAUUAUUACUUACAAUGCCAAAUUUGAUAUUUUUGAAGAAGGAGUGUUCAGCAUUCUGACGGAGACUCAAAUCGGUGACGCCAUGGUGGUUGCCAAUAUCUUCCAAAGCGUGGAGAGCUCUACCAAGCUCUUUGCGUUCUUCAAAACCAUCUCUUAUGAGAAAGUUGACGCGUGCUUCAUCCAGUUCACCAAGAAAGCCAUUGAGAAAAACAUCGAGAUUGAAAAUGUCGAAGUGGGACGUUAUUUACUGAGCAGUUACUUGACUAUCGUGCAAAGUCAAAUCAGGACCUACACGGACGUGCAGCUGGUGCAACUCUUCCAAACAAGACUGUUCCUGCUGAUUCGGUUCUUUACUCGGGAAACAAUCUCUCUCAUCGUUGUCCAAAACUGCAACAGUCUGGUCGCUGUUGUGAACCAGCUGGACAAAAGUUUCAAUGCCCUGUCCCCAGAAACGAUUCAAAUCAUUGCCGACUGGAUUAUCAGCAUUCUGAAGAACGCUAACUUCAAUGGCUGCCAGGUGGAUUCACAGAUCACUUGGGUUGAAAUCACCUUCAAACGUUUCUUUAAGUUUGUUAAACUGGAUGAUAUUGUGCUUGUUUACCAAAGGUUUGACCCUCUUCAAGUCAUUGGAAGUACCAGCAUCUCCCAGAAAGCUGACUAUAUUGUGAGAUUUAAUGCUUUGAACAACGUUACAAUAAUAGAAACAGUGUUGGAAACAUUAAAGGGGGAAACUUCAACUGUCUCCGUCUCUACAAUCAUCGAGUUCCUGGAGUCAUUUAACAUCGCAUAUGGGGAGCUAAGCAUCCAGAGCAUGUCCGUGGAAGUAAGAGAGACGGUUAUGACCUUCCUUUUCACCUACUGGACAUCUAACUUCAAUCUGCUAAAGGACGAAGAGAUUAGAAAGUUUGAGGUGCUCUUCAAGUACUUCUUAGCUGGCAUUAAAAUUGAAACAGUGAAGCUUAUCUCUUUGGAAAUGAACUGCAAUUACUUCCAAAUCACAUUCCAAGCUUUCAGCAGCGUUUUCGACUUUUUACCUGAAGGGGUCAGGAAAGCCUUGUUUGACAUCAUCAUUGCCUAUCUAAAUCGCCAUUCUGGAGGCUCCUCAGGACAAGUCUGCGGUACCUUAUACAGCAACAGCAAAACCUACCUGACCUCAAUUUAUUUCAAGUUUGUGUAUUAUGCGUCCUUCUACGAACUGGAGGCCUUCUAUGACAAAUUUAACGCGUAUGAAGUGUUGGACCUCUUCUCUGGCACACAGUUGGGCAACCUUCUUAUCAACAGUUCAGCUAUCCGAGAGCAAAAAAAAGCAGUACAGAUCCUUGUAGAACUGGACAAACGUGGUGCUACAGAAGUAAUUGCAUUUAUAGGUGAAGUUAGCAAGGUUGCAGAAGAGAAAGGAAUUACUAGUCUUCCAGAUGCAAACAUCGAAUCUCUGAUACUCGAUACGGUCUUGACCAAAAUACCCGAAAAUAACUACAUAGCCUAUUUUGAAACGCAACUCAAGAUUUUACUCGCAAGCAUUUCUGUUGACAAAAUCAAAGACCUUCCUACAGACGUUGACUGCGAUUCUCAAGCCUCCGCGGUUCGUGGUUUCGGGAACGUGUUUGACCGUCUCUCUGAAGAGAAGCGCGUAGCCGUGCAUGAACAUAUUAAGAAGUUCCUCACAGCAAAGAAAGAUUCCCAAGGCAACUCAUGUCACUCGGAUACGAGCAGCGCUGAAUGGAUUGUGAACAACUACGGAGAAUUCAGAGAGUAUGCCACUCUGGAAGAGUUCCAGCAACUUAACGCCAACUUUAGCGUGGUUUCUGCCCUAUCAGAAUGCACGGGUUCUCAGAUUGCAGAUUUUGUUAUUAGCUCUGGAGGCCUAAACAGCGAGGAAACUAUCACCACUGUGUUUGAAAAUCUGGAAUCCACCGUAGAAGUCUACGCCUUUUAUGAAAAGUUGAACGAAGUUGCUGCUACUGAAUUGAGAGAGAGCCUGCAAGUCGAACUGAUUUUGGAAAAUACUUUUGAGAUAAUUUCAACGGACUUUAAAGUUUUCAAGGAAGAACAAUGGGUAGAGUGGUUCCAAGUGGUCCUACAGAAUGUCUUAUUUGCUGUAAAGGAAACCGAGCUACAGACAAUUCCCCUUCCUCUUCCCUGCAAUAGUUAUCAGCAAAUAGUAAAAGGUUUUGAAAAUGUUUUUGAAAAUAUGAAAGAACAAACCAAGGAGAUUGUCUAUGAAAAGUUUAUUAAGAAGCAGUUUGAAUCCGCACCAACGCUCGCAGGCGUUAUCUGUGGAGACAAAUCACAGAGAACUCAAGAAUGGAUAGAUAUCAAUUUUGGAUCAUUUUCGCAAUUUGCUUUGUUCACCGAUAUUUUGAAGUGGAACCAGAACUUUGCUGUGACGGAGGUCAUCUCCACUUUGAGUGUUGAGCAGCUCGCCGAAGUAGCCUUGCAGCCCGAGACCAUCAGCAACGAAGAGGUUGCUUGUCAGAUUGUGGGGAGACUGCAGCAGUUCGCAAUUAAUGAUGUCUACCUGUUCUUGGAUCAGUUCAACUCACUUUUCAUCAAGCUGAACAUUUCAGACUUACCAAGCGAAGUUAUUCGACUGAAGUUUCUCUCUGCGUCUAUUGAACUGAUUGAAAAUGAUUUGUCUACCUACUCAGCAAGCAAUUGGGAGACAUUGUUUUCCACCAGGCUCAGACCAUUCCUUAAGAGUAUCAAUUCUGAGUUAUUGGAUGUCCUCCUUAGUAAGAUGAAAGUUAAUGACUACCCCAUACUUAUCAAAUAUCUGGAUGAAGUAUAUGACAGCUUGUCACCUGACACCAGAGAAAGCAUGUACGGAAGCCUGAGGAGAUACCUCACCCGUGAAUCUGAGAACACAGGUAUGUUAAAAACGUUGUCUGUUUUAUGA
Messenger RNA from Spea bombifrons (plains spadefoot toad), 5418 nucleotides. RefSeq lists its product as uncharacterized. Bases 1 to 5418 code for a protein of 1805 amino acids. The record is from RefSeq and is a predicted model, not a curated record. The transcript is spliced from 39 exons. Lineage: Eukaryota; Metazoa; Chordata; Amphibia; Anura; Pelobatidae.